AUGUCGUCUCUCGCUCGUCUUCUCCUCCGUGACACCUCCAGCAUCAGGACCAUCACGAACCGCCGCCUUUUCUCCGCCGUGAGCGCUGCUUCAGCCGCAACCUCGGAACGAAGACCGUCCCUCAUCAACCUCGUAAAUGAAGAAAGCGACCCGAAAUACAUCACGGAGAAGUUCAAGAAGGCCUGCCAAGCGGAAUGGUUCCGGAAAAAUAUAGCAGUCUAUGAGAGAACCGUUCGCCGUCUCGCCGCAGCCAAGAAGUUUGAGUGGAUCGAGGAGAUCCUGGAGGAGCAGAAUAAGUACCCAAACAUGUCAAAGGAAGGGUUCGUGGCCAGGAUUAUCAGUCUGUAUGGACGGGCCGGUAUGUUUGAGAAUGCACAGAAGGUGUUCGACGAAAUGCCUGAGAGAAACUGCAAAAGAACAGUGUUGUCUUUCAACUCUUUGCUUAAUGCGUGUGUGAACUCCAAGAAGUUCGAUUUGGUUGAAGGUAUCUUCAAGGAGUUGCCAGGUAAACUCUCGAUUGAACCAGAUAUUGCAUCUUACAAUACUUUGAUCAAGGGAUUGUGUGGAAAGGGUUCCUUAUCCGAAGCUGUUGCUUUGAUUGAUGAGAUUGAGAACAAGGGUCUGAAACCUGAUCAUAUUACCUACAACGUACUUUUACAUGGGUCGUAUAAAAAAGGGGACUUUAAGCAGGGAGAAGAGAUAUGGGCUAGAAUGUUAGAGAACAAUGUGACAAGAGACAUACGUGGUUACAAUGCUCGGUUGUCAGGAUUAGCCAUGGAGAUGAAAUCAGAAGAGAUGGUUAGUCUCUUUGACGAACUUAAGGCUAAUGGGAUCAAACCUGAUGUAUUCACAUUCACUGCUAUGAUUAGAGGAUGUGUGGCUGAAGGAAAAGUGGACGAGGCCAAAACUUGGUACAAAGAAGUCGAGAAGAAUGGUUGUCGCCCAAUGAAAUAUAUAUUUUCCUCAUUGCUCCCUGCAAUGUGUAAGGCGGGCGAUUUAGAGUCCGCUUUUGAGCUCUCCAAGGAGAUAUUCAGUAAGCGUCUACUUGUCGAGCAGGCCAUCUUGCAGGAGGUGGUUGAUGAAUUGGUGAAAGGGUCAAAGCAAGACGAAGCUGAAGAGAUCGUCGAGCUCGCCAAGACGAAUGACUAUUUGCAGUUCAAGCUACGUCUCUCUUCCGAAGAGUAG
This is a messenger RNA of Arabis nemorensis, 1185 nucleotides long. Lineage: Eukaryota; Viridiplantae; Streptophyta; Magnoliopsida; Brassicales; Brassicaceae. The record is from the annotation of a GenBank genome assembly.